Molecule: messenger RNA, 4624 nt
Organism: Rattus rattus (black rat)
Lineage: Eukaryota; Metazoa; Chordata; Mammalia; Rodentia; Muridae
Gene: Ltbp3
Product: latent transforming growth factor beta binding protein 3
Exons: 28
Coding region: 280-4182 (1300 amino acids)
Molecular function (GO): calcium ion binding
Source: RefSeq, a predicted model, not a curated record
CCCGGCCUUCCUUUCCCCUCGCUCCUCCUCUCCGCCUCCACUUGCUCCGGCCUCCUCGCUCCGGCCUCAGUUCUCCCGGCCAGGGAAGUUUCUUCGCUCUCCCCUCAGUGCAGCUUCCAUCGCUCUCCCUCGCAACCGGGAUCCCGGCCGCUCCUGCUGUCCCCUCCCUGCCCUUGGCUUCUGGCCCCGCUCAGCCCUCUGCAGCCCUCUCCCGGGCUCCCAACACUCGAUCCCCUGCUCGGGCUCCACCCCCGAUCUCCGAGGGUCGUGCGGCCCCGGAUGCCCGGGCCCCGAGGGGCUGCCCGCGGCCUGGCCCCUGCGAUGCGCCAGGCGGGGGCAUCGGGGCUGCUGGCGCUACUGCUGCUGGCGCUGCUGGGCCCCGGCGGCGGGGCGGAGGGGGGGCCGGCCGGCGAGCGGGGCACAGGCGGGGGCGGGGCGCUGGCCCGCGAACGCUUCAAGGUGGUCUUUGCGCCGGUGAUCUGCAAGCGGACCUGUCUGAAGGGCCAGUGUCGGGACAGCUGUCAGCAGGGCUCCAAUAUGACGCUCAUCGGAGAGAACGGCCACAGCACCGACACGCUCACCGGUUCUGGCUUCCGCGUGGUGGUGUGCCCUCUACCCUGCAUGAACGGUGGCCAGUGCUCCUCCCGAAACCAGUGCCUGUGUCCCCCGGAUUUCACGGGGCGCUUCUGCCAGGUGCCUGCCGCAGGAACUGGAGCCGGCACCGGCAGUUCAGGCCCCGGACUGGCCCGGACCGGAGCCAUGUCCACAGGCCCGCUGCCGCCCCUUGCCCCAGAAGGAGAGUCUGUGGCUAGCAAACACGCCAUUUAUGCAGUGCAGGUGAUCGCAGAUCCUCCCGGGCCGGGGGAGGGUCCUCCUGCACAACAUGCAGCCUUCUUGGUGCCCCUGGGGCCAGGACAAAUCUCGGCAGAAGUGCAGGCUCCGCCCCCUGUGGUGAACGUGCGUGUCCAUCACCCUCCUGAAGCUUCCGUUCAGGUGCACCGCAUCGAGGGGCCGAAUGCUGAAGGUCCAGCCUCCUCCCAGCACCUGCUGCCGCAUCCCAAGCCCCCGCACCCGAGGCCACCCACCCAAAAACCACUGGGCCGCUGCUUCCAGGACACACUGCCCAAGCAGCCUUGUGGCAGCAACCCUUUGCCCGGCCUCACCAAGCAGGAAGAUUGCUGCGGUAGCAUCGGUACUGCCUGGGGACAAAGCAAGUGUCACAAGUGCCCACAGCUUCAGUAUACAGGGGUGCAGAAGCCAGGACCUGUACGCGGGGAGGUGGGUGCUGACUGCCCCCAGGGCUACAAGAGGCUCAACAGCACCCACUGCCAGGACAUCAACGAAUGUGUGAUGCCCGGCAUGUGUCGCCAUGGUGACUGUCUCAACAAUCCUGGCUCUUACCGCUGUGUCUGCCCGCCUGGUCAUAGCCUGGGUCCCUCGCGCACACAGUGCAUUGCCGACAAACCAGAGGAGAAGAGCCUGUGUUUCCGCCUCGUGAGCACUGAGCAUCAGUGCCAGCACCCACUGACCACCCGCCUCACACGCCAGCUCUGCUGCUGCAGUGUGGGUAAAGCCUGGGGCGCCCGGUGCCAGCGCUGCCCAGCAGAUGGUACAGCAGCCUUCAAGGAGAUCUGCCCGGCUGGGAAAGGGUACCAUAUCCUCACCUCCCACCAGACCCUCACCAUCCAGGGUGAAAGUGACUUCUCCCUCUUCCUGCACCCUGAUGGGCCACCCAAACCCCAGCAGCUUCCUGAAAGCCCCAGCCGAGCACCAGCACUCGAGGACACAGAGGAAGAGAGAGGAGUGACCUUGGACCCACCAGUGAGCGAGGAGCGAUCGGUGCAACAGAGCCACCCCACUACCACCACCUCACCUGCCCGGCCUUACCCAGAGCUGAUCUCUCGCCCCUCCCCACCUACCUUCCACCGAUUCCUGCCAGACUUGCCCCCAUCCCGAAGUGCGGUGGAGAUCGCCCCCACUCAGGUCACAGAGACCGAUGAGUGCCGACUGAACCAGAACAUCUGUGGCCAUGGACAGUGUGUGCCUGGCCCCUCGGAUUACUCCUGCCACUGCAAUCCGGGCUACCGGUCACAUCCACAGCACCGAUACUGUGUUGAUGUGAACGAGUGUGAGGCAGAGCCCUGCGGUCCCGGGAGAGGCAUCUGCAUGAACACUGGUGGCUCCUAUAAUUGUCACUGCAACCGAGGCUACCGCCUCCACGUGGGUGCAGGGGGCCGUUCGUGCGUGGACCUGAACGAGUGCGCCAAGCCUCAUCUGUGUGGUGACGGUGGCUUCUGCAUCAACUUCCCUGGUCACUACAAAUGCAACUGCUAUCCUGGCUACCGGCUCAAGACCUCGCGACCACCCGUUUGCGAAGACAUCGACGAAUGUCGCGACCCUAGCACCUGCCCUGAUGGCAAAUGUGAAAACAAACCUGGCAGCUUCAAGUGCAUCGCCUGCCAGCCUGGCUAUCGCAGCCAGGGGGGCGGGGCCUGUCGUGAUAUCAACGAAUGCUCCGAGGGGAGCCCCUGCUCUCCUGGAUGGUGUGAGAACCUUCCGGGCUCAUACCGUUGCACGUGUGCCCAGGGAUACGAGCCCGCACCGGAUGGCCUCAGUUGCAUAGACGUGGAUGAGUGUGAGGCCGGGAACAUAUGCCACGAUGGCAUCUGCACGAACACACCAGGCUCCUUCCAGUGUCAGUGCCUCUCUGGCUAUCAUCUGUCAAGGGACCGGAGCCAUUGUGAGGACAUUGAUGAAUGUGACUUCCCCGCGGCCUGCAUUGGGGGUGACUGCAUCAAUACCAAUGGUUCCUACCGAUGUCUUUGUCCCCAAGGCCAUCGGCUGGUGGGAGGCAGGAAGUGCCAAGAUAUAGAUGAGUGCAGCCAGGACCCAGGCCUGUGCCUGCCCCACGGGGCCUGCGAGAAUCUCCAAGGCUCCUAUGUCUGUGUCUGCGAUGAGGGUUUCACACUCACCCAGGACCAGCAUGGGUGUGAGGAGGUGGAGCAGCCCCACCACAAGAAGGAGUGCUACCUUAACUUUGAUGACACAGUGUUCUGUGACAGUGUAUUGGCUACCAAUGUCACCCAGCAGGAGUGUUGUUGCUCUCUGGGGGCCGGCUGGGGAGACCAUUGUGAAAUCUAUCCCUGUCCAGUCUACAGCUCAGCUGAAUUUCACAGCUUGUGUCCUGAUGGGAAGGGCUACACUCAAGACAACAACAUUGUGAACUAUGGCAUUCCAGCCCACCGUGACAUCGACGAAUGCAUAUUGUUUGGGGCAGAGAUCUGCAAGGAGGGCAAGUGCGUGAAUACGCAGCCCGGCUACGAGUGCUACUGCAAGCAGGGCUUCUACUACGACGGCAACCUGCUGGAGUGCGUGGAUGUGGAUGAGUGCUUGGAUGAGUCCAACUGCAGGAACGGAGUGUGUGAGAACACACGCGGAGGCUACCGCUGCGCCUGCACACCGCCCGCAGAGUACAGCCCCGCGCAGCGCCAGUGUCUGAGCCCGGAGGAGAUGGACAUGGAUGAGUGCCAGGAUCCGGCUGCUUGCCGCCCUGGCCGCUGCGUCAACCUCCCGGGCUCCUACCGCUGCGAGUGUCACCCGCCCUGGGUGCCCGGGUCCUCCGGCCGCGACUGCCAGCUCCCCGAGAGCCAGGCGGAGCAUGGCCCAGAGCGACGAGAAGUGUGCUGGGGCCAGCGCGGAGAGGACGGCAUGUGUAUGGGGCCCCUGGCGGGACCUGCCCUCACUUUCGACGACUGUUGCUGCCGCCAGGGCCGUGGCUGGGGUACCCAGUGCAGACCGUGCCCGCCACGUGGCACUGGGUCCCAGUGCCCGACUUCACAGAGUGAGAGCAAUUCUUUCUGGGAUACAAGUCCCCUGCUACUGGGGAAGUCUCCACGAGAUGAGGACAGCUCGGAAGAGGAUUCAGAUGAGUGCCGCUGUGUGAGUGGCCGCUGUGUGCCACGGCCAGGAGGGGCAGUAUGUGAAUGUCCUGGGGGCUUUCAGCUGGACGCCUCCCGUGCCCGCUGCGUGGACAUUGAUGAGUGCCGAGAGCUGAACCAGCGCGGGCUGCUGUGCAAGAGUGAGCGGUGUGUGAACACCAGUGGCUCCUUCCGCUGUGUCUGCAAAGCUGGCUUCACCCGCAGCCGCCCUCACGGCGCCUGUGUGCCUCAGCGGCGCCGCUGAUGCAGUCUUAGCCCACACCUCAGUGAUCAUCCGUCGAGGGUACUCUCCGCUGAAAGUGGAGACAACAACAUCCUUUGCUUCUGACCAAAUGAGAGCACGGACCCAAGGAUCCUUCUGGGCCCACAGAGCUCCUGCCCACACCCCAAAACCAAGGGUGCUCCUGUCUGCAGAGUGCUGUCUGCUUUCCUCCCUGAGGAUGAUUUCUAGAAACUUCCAAGUCAGAUCUGCCCCUUUAAUUUACUCUUGGCUUUCAAGGCAAAUUGAUAUUCACAUCCAAAGCUGGUUGGGACGGCAGCACCAAGACCUACUGCUUGGGCGGGUUAGGCUGAGCUGGAACCCAGGAUGUGAAAUAGAAUUUAUUGUGGCUCUGAUUAUGUACACUAGAUGUGCCUGACCUGCUGACCAGGCUGACAUGGUUUGUACAAUAAAUACAUCCUCCGGG